AUGUUAUUUAUAAAUCUCGCAGGAUAUGUCAAAUCUAUACCUCAUCACAAAGGCAAAAUCAAUUCUAUUUUAAGAAAAUUGGCAAUUCUUGAAAAAUUUUCAACUCCUCCUCAAUAUAAACCAACACCAACGAAUUUCCAAGAGCAAAUUAUAUAUCCUACGUCAUCUGUUUACAAAAUUCUGCAAUCAUUGGCCGGAAAAGCUGCACAAAUUAAAUUUUCCGACAUACUCAAUGAAUUCAAGGAAUUAACAACAGAUCAUGAAGAGCUCGACAUACUCAUAAGUCAUCUCUUUGAUAUGGCAUGGACAGUUCAUGAAUUUCCCUUCUUUUCUCAAUCCGGAAAGGUUUUUAAUUUUUUGAAUGUCAAAACUUCUGUUUUCGAGCCUCCUUACUUAGACGAGAAGUACCAAUCACUUACAAUUAAUGAAUUAAGCUCUAGUGGCUGGCCGUACCAACCUGUUGUCGAAAUUUUGAAUUCAUUAUUUUAUAUUGUUAAUCCGAUUGAAGGUGCGAAGAUUUUCUACGACGCCAUGGAUAAAACAGCAAACAUAGUUACGGAAUCAACAGAAGAAGAGGAACUUGUCAAUUUCGAUACACUUUUCCCACUAAUUUUAAUUUCUGUCCUGGCAAGUGGCCUCGUUUGCGAGCCAAUCAUCUUAGAAUAUGUUGCAAUGCUUGCAACAUCAAAUUAUCCUGAUUCAAUUGUUGUUUUCGCCGCUUCUUACGUAGAAGCAAUUUUGGCUCAUUUAAGUAGCCUCGAUGAAACAGGAAAACCUUUACCUAAGCCUGAAGAAGAUGAACUUUAA
This is a messenger RNA of Trichomonas vaginalis G3, 807 nucleotides long. RefSeq lists its product as uncharacterized. Lineage: Eukaryota; Parabasalia; Trichomonadida; Trichomonadidae. The coding region runs from base 1 to 807 and encodes 268 amino acids. The transcript has a single exon. The record is from RefSeq and is a predicted model, not a curated record.